Folsomia candida is the source of this 2765-nucleotide messenger RNA. RefSeq lists its product as uncharacterized. Lineage: Eukaryota; Metazoa; Arthropoda; Collembola; Entomobryomorpha; Isotomidae. The transcript is spliced from 5 exons. The record is from RefSeq and is a predicted model, not a curated record. Bases 1282 to 2499 code for a protein of 405 amino acids.
UGUUCACCUUAUAGUCAGCAUUAUGGGUGCAAAAUUUCAAUUCGCUAGUCCAAAUGGCCCCAGAGAUAUAUGCAUACGAAAAAAUAGUACUGUUCUAAAACUGCCCAAAACUGCAUAAAUUUUACUUUUCAGAAUAUUUUUAAAACCUUCUAGAAUUGUGAAUUGUUUAUGGAAUUUUAUGUGGGUGGUAUGAAAAUUCUUGGCAUCUAAAUAUGUGGCUUUCGUAAAUAACUCAAAAUUUCCCAAUUUUUUAAAAAUUCAUUUCAUACCAGGUGGAUUUGUACAAAAAAAGCGUGAAUAAAGUUUUUUUUAAUUAAAUGGAAUUUUAUAAAUCACAAUAGUUAAAAUGUUUUUAUAUUUAUAAUUUUAGCAGUUCGAGGAGACAUUACUGAUGGUAAUGCAAACAGAUUUUGGACUACAAAUGUUUAAUUUCGUGUAAUGGAGGGACUUGGGAAAAAUUAGCGAAAUGUUGACAAAUUGGGGGCUGUUAUAACUUUUACUCUGAAACUCUACCCAGCAAUUUUUUAUCAAAAUUUAAACUGCAUUGUGUACUACAGACAUGGGGUCACAGAAUUUGCUGUUUCCUGGCAUUUCUAGCCUAUCAGCAACUGCUCCAUGUCUUUUAACCGGCUAAUUUAUGUCUGAAACAAAAUUCAACAACAUCAUUGUUUUACUGUGGGGUUAGUUGAAGGUCUGAUUUUCACACUAGAGAAUUUAAAUUUUGCACCCAUAAUGCUGACUAUAAGGUGAACAAAUUGUAAAAAUUUGAAUUCAAAAUUUCUACUAGCGCCAAAGAUAUUGAAGGUCAAAAACGUUUUCACGGAUGUGGACUACCCUCAGUAGCUACAUUUAUUAUUAAAGUUUGUCUGUAAUUUGGUUUACGAUAGUUAUCCUGAUUAAAACACGCCAGCGCAUUUUAAAAUAUACGUAAAAUCGGAUAGCAAACAUUAUGCAGACUCUGCAUUGCAGAGAUAAUUGUCUAUGAUUAUUUUGAAAUUACUUAUCUGGAUUUAAAUUCAACGCAGGGUCAAUUUCCUGCAUGACAAGAAUUCACAGUGAACGAGAUGGUUGAUCGUUUCCUGGCAAGAAUGGAAAAUCCGGUGUUGAAAGAGGCUCUCAUGAAUCCUUUGAUUUUGGAGAAGAUAUUCUCCCAUAUGGAUUAUUUCACCUUGAAGGGGUCUGUCCGUCUUGUUUGCACCGUUUGGGCUGACGUAGGUACCACCUUUCUCGGACGGAAAUCCAUCGUCGCUUAUUCCGACUUUAAGAACAGGACGAACUUCCAUGUGUUUGGAUUCCAACAAUUUUUGCAUUCACAAUUGCAAAUGCAAACCAGAAUUAAACGCCUCCAGUAUCAACAUGCCCGAAAUUUUAAACGGCUUGACUGAAUUAUACCUAUCGGCAGGAAGUAAAUUCGCACGUGGUCAGAAAUCGUGCAGAAAAAUCAUGGCUGACUUUCGUAACCAUGUUUCUAUACUGGUUGAAACUUGGGAGGACGAGGACGCCUUUAGAGGGCCAAGAUUCCGACCCCUCCCAAAUCUGAGGGUGCUUCGGUUUAACUUGGGGAAUACAAGAAGUAAUGACUAUCCGUCUGCCGGCCCGAAGGCAAUUUUACAAGAACUACUGAAUUCUACCCCGAAGUUAGAAGAGCUCACGUUAUGUAUGCAUGAAGAGAGUCAGGAUUGGGAAUUAUCUAGCAAAACGUUGAAGAUUUUGAAGUACAGCGUGUGGCUCUAUCCCCACGAAGAAUCAGAUCAUCCCAGGCCUGAGCCUCCUAAAGUUCAUUCUUUCCCCUCAAAAAUAUUGGGAAGAUUUUCCAAGUAUUUGGAAAAGCUUGAAUUAGGUUUUCCUUACUUUGCAGAACCUCAGGGAUAUGCUAAGAUUGUGGACAUUUCCUUUCCGAACUUAACACAUCUUACCAUCCACGAGGGCUAUAAGUAUGAUGUGGACGACUUUCUGGACUCCACUCAUCUACCGAAACUGACUCAUUUGUCAAUUGCUGGAAUGUUGAGCACGAGACAGCUGGGCCACCCAGGGAUAACUUCGCUCGCGUUAGUUAGUGACACAUGUUAUCUCCGUAAUGAAACAGCUGCGUCCGAAAUUGUGGACUUCUUCCCUUCCGUGACCAAGUUUAAGCUAACAUUGGAGGUAAAGCAUUAUACAGGUACAGAGGGGUCCAGGACAAAAUUAGGGAAAACGAUGGUUGCCUUUGGCGCCUGGGCAUUGGCGAAUGGGCAGGUCGUUGUCCAAGGCGUGACACCGGAAGUCGUAGCCGCCAUUUUAGCAGGGCUAACGGAAUGGAGAGGCUUGAAAAACACGUCUAUUUUGUUCAAGACGUCUGAAAAAUUUGACAAUUUUGUACUCACUGACCGUAUAAGAGAUGAACUUGUAGCAUGCAGGGCGAUUCGACAUAUUGAUUUGUCUGGGUUCUCGAUGGAUGAGCAGACACGGAACGAUUUAACGGAACUAAUUGCACGGUGGAAUUUGCCAGUUUCCUGCUAGAUUCGUGUAAUUAAAACGAGUGUAAAUAUAUCUGUAAUGUAUUUUUGGAAAUAUCUACACAACAUUAUAUUAAAGUAAUAUUCGCAGUUAGCACAUUUUGCGUAGUUGCCAAAGAGAAUAUACGGUUACAACCGAGAUAAGAAAGAUGCGAAACCAUGGAACCUGCGUUAUUAGUGGCUAACUGUGCGAUUCUCUUAACUUAAUAUGUAAAAUAAACAUAAAAUUUUAUUAUUUCAAAAAUAAAUAAAUACAAAAUCUAUCGCCUA